Colias croceus (clouded yellow) is the source of this 2277-nucleotide messenger RNA. RefSeq names its product WD repeat-containing protein CG11141. Lineage: Eukaryota; Metazoa; Arthropoda; Insecta; Lepidoptera; Pieridae. Bases 124 to 2181 code for a protein of 685 amino acids. The record is from RefSeq and is a predicted model, not a curated record. Gene Ontology annotation, molecular function: protein binding. The transcript has 10 exons.
ACUUAAUAAUACAUUUUUAGAUUAUUGAAAAUAUUUACGCAAAUACUUUCAAAAGAAAUGCAUUGUUUAACAAAAAUAUAUUUUUACCACGACAGACUGAAUUGAUUGUUAAAAAAGAACAAUAUGGAAGUAUCAAGCGGCGCAGAAGAAGGUUUCGUGAGAGAGUGGACUCCUUGUUCCCAUAUUUUGAAUCUUAUACCACCAAAAAUACAGACUGGCAUAUUUUCUAAUGAACUGUGUUUGACCUGUGUGGAUGCUGUAAGUGAAUAUAUAGCCUUGGGGACGAAUGUGGGCUUAGUGUACUGGUAUGAUAGGAAAAAAGGCAACAUACAGCGACUCAGAUGCGAGGCCUCCACAUCACCAAUAACCUUUGUAAAGAUAGUGAGUACGGUGGACUACAUGGUGGGAGCAGGCAAUGCAUCAGGACAGGUGACUGUGUUCCAAAUACCAAAGGAACAUCCUGAAAAUGUUCCCGACACUUUUAAACCUAAAGUGGAACCAAAGGUGGAGAGGUACACAAUCGGUGAUCUACACAAAAGUAAAAUAACAUCAAUAGAGUGGUCCAAAAAUGGCAUGCGGCUUUUCUCAGGAGAUAAGGACGGAGUUAUUAUAAUGACUGAAAUUGACUUUUAUAUGCACCUCUGCAAAUCUAUGGAGAUAGUGAACGAACAGCACGAGAUAGUGCAGAUGAGCUACCACCAGAACACGCUGCUCGUGUCGAGCGUGUACCGCGGCAUCGUGUGCGAGCGCCGCGACCAGCGCUGGCACGUCAGCCAGCUCGGCAAGAAGGAGAGGAAGAGUCUCUGCGCGCUGGGCGCUGUGUUCCAGCACUCAUACGCGCGAGGCCCCGGGGGUCAGGCCCCAGGGGCCCCGGGGGCUCCGAGCGCAGGGCCCUCCGCGUACUGCGCGCGCGCCGGCCUGCGCCUGUGGCGGGCAGAUCGCGCGGGGAACGUGCUGCAGACGCUGCUGUUUAAGGAGGCGAUAUCAAACCCGCUAACCGUAGCGGAGCUCCUCAACCCGUCUCAAAAGAAGCACAACCACUCAGACCGGGAAUACAACUUUGGGCCCUUGCACGUGUUCCGCGAACACUUCCUGGUGUCGCACAACGAGCACUUCCUGUACGUGCUGGACCCGAGGUCGCUCACUGCGGUGGCGGUGGUCGACGAUCUGCGGCGAAUCCUCUCAGUAUCAGUGAACAAAGACGAGAUUUUCGUCCUGGAGGGCGAGAGGUCGCUGGUCCGACUCGCGCACAAGCCCGAGCCGGCCGCGCUUGCGCAAGAGGAGCCAAGCGCAAUGACGAAAUCGCUCACUUCGUCACUCCAGCAAGCGGUGAGCACGGUGCGGGACCUCACGCACAUCGACCAGACCGUGCCCUACAUACAGAGCGUUCUAGAACAACCCAUGGCCCUGUUCACAAGGAACGAAGCGACAGACUUCGAUACAAACGUUCCGAACGGGGAGGAAUGCUUCGAACUACCCCCCAUCAAACAUUUACCAAGAGAUAUAUCGGAUAAUGUUCUCGAAUCAAUUAUAAACGAGUUCAAAGACGUAUCCAGUGAUGUGGAGGAAAUAAGGAGGGUGAAAUCGGAGGAGUUGCAGAGGAAGUUGAAACUGUACAACAGUAUAAUGGAGAAGGGAUGUGAGGGGGAGUUGAUACACAGUCGCAAGAGCAGGAAGAGGGAGGUGGGGUCGGGGGGGAGUACGCCGAGACACUGCACGCCCGUGAGGAGGGACGUGAGCUAUACUAGCCCGUGUGUUAUGAAUGUUAGCGUUUAUGGUAACAUUCCCGAUCAAAAUGACGACCAGCUCGAAAAGCAAAUUGAAGAGAAGGAAAAAAUUCUGGCGAAAAUGCUUAAUUUGGAAUCGCUCAGUAUUAAAACUUCCACAGGCAAUACAAAUAAAGAAGAAAUUACGUAUAAGCCCAAUGUUGACAUAAACACCAUAGAUAAUGAAAUACCACAGACUAAACAACCGGUACAAGAAGAAACACCGAAAAUUGAAAAACCCGCGCAGAAGAAAACGGAAAAAAUAAUCGAUUUAGUUCCUAAAGUUGUUCAACUGCCCAAUACGUGGAAUUUAGAGAAUAUUGAGUUACAUUUAGAAAUGAAAAAUGGCGUCAGAGAUGGGUUAAAUUUAAUAUCGCCAGAUGAAAAUUUAGAUAGUGAAUGGGAGGUUAUAUAACGAAAAAUAAUUGACGAUGUUUUGAAUAGAUAUUUAUAUAAUUUAUGAAUAGAUAUUUAUACAAGUAAUGAUAGACUAUCGCAAUCAGUUUUUAAA